UACAAGACCAUUUAGAGAAUUCUUAAAACCAUAUAGAGCCGAACCUAGGAAAUUAAGACGUUAUAGAAAAAGGCAUGCUUCCAGAGCUCAUAGUGGUGAGAAUCCAACUCCUGAACAUCUUAAAUAUCUUUCGAGAAUUGCAUUAAGGCAAGAAUCAGACC
Messenger RNA from Funneliformis mosseae, 161 nucleotides. NCBI's taxonomy places the organism in Eukaryota, Fungi, Glomeromycota, Glomeromycetes, Glomerales, Glomeraceae. The record is from the annotation of a GenBank genome assembly.